Vigna angularis (adzuki bean) is the source of this 907-nucleotide messenger RNA. Its product is annotated as probable xyloglucan endotransglucosylase/hydrolase protein 32. Gene Ontology annotation, molecular function: hydrolase activity, hydrolyzing O-glycosyl compounds; xyloglucan:xyloglucosyl transferase activity. Gene Ontology annotation, biological process: xyloglucan metabolic process; cell wall biogenesis. Lineage: Eukaryota; Viridiplantae; Streptophyta; Magnoliopsida; Fabales; Fabaceae. The transcript has 4 exons. The record is from RefSeq and is marked provisional. The coding region runs from base 15 to 896 and encodes 293 amino acids. Gene Ontology annotation, cellular component: cell wall; apoplast.
ACUAGCUUUUCUUCAUGGCUCUCUUUCUCUUUGCUAUUUUAGUCUUGAUGGCCCCUUCAAGCAAUGCCUAUUGGCCACCCUCACCUGGCUACUGGCCAAGUUCCAAAUUCAGCUCUAUGAGUUUUUACAAAGGGUUUCGAAAUCUCUGGGGCCCUCAGCACCAAAGUCUAGACCAAAAUGCAUUAACAAUCUGGCUUGAUAGAACCUCAGGAAGUGGCUUCAAGUCAGUAAGGCCAUUUCGAUCCGGUUACUUUGGGGCUUCCAUUAAGGUCCAACCUGGCUAUACUGCAGGAGUUAUCACAGCUUUCUAUCUCUCAAACAAUGAAGCACAUCCUGGUUUCCAUGAUGAAGUGGACAUCGAGUUUCUUGGGACAACAUUUGGAAAGCCUUACACUUUGCAGACGAAUGUUUACAUAAGAGGGAGUGGAGAUGGGAGAAUUAUAGGUAGAGAGAUGAAGUUCCAUCUCUGGUUUGAUCCUACCAAAGAUUUUCAUCACUAUGCUAUUCUGUGGAGUCCCAAGGAAAUAAUAUUCCUAGUGGAUGAUGUGCCAAUAAGAAGGUACCCGAGGAAGAGUGGUGCAACGUUUCCUCUGAGGCCAAUGUGGCUAUAUGGUUCAAUAUGGGAUGCUUCAUCAUGGGCAACUGAAGAUGGAAAGUACAAAGCUGAUUACAAAUACCAACCCUUUGUGGCAAAGUAUUCGAACUUCAAAGCCAGUGGUUGCUCAGCCUAUGCACCACGGUGGUGCCACCCAGUUUCAGCCUCACCAUAUAGGUCUGGUGGGUUGACAAGACAACAGAACAGAGCCAUGAGAUGGGUGCAGAGAUACCUGAUGGUUUAUAACUACUGUCAAGACCCCAAAAGAGAUCACAGUCUAACACCUGAGUGUUGGGGUUGAACUUUGAAGUG